Messenger RNA from Megalobrama amblycephala (Wuchang bream), 899 nucleotides. RefSeq lists its product as uncharacterized. NCBI's taxonomy places the organism in Eukaryota, Metazoa, Chordata, Actinopteri, Cypriniformes, Xenocyprididae. Bases 1 to 699 code for a protein of 232 amino acids. The record is from RefSeq and is a predicted model, not a curated record. The transcript has 4 exons.
AUGAACGGAAGUCUUACAGGCUUGGAACGACAUGGGGUGAGGGUUGUGUCUAUCAGAGCCUUCACAGUUCACACACAGACGAGGGAAUCCCCGUGGUGUUUAUCGCGCCAGUCAGCCCUGCAGACUCCUGCAGUCUCCUCCUCUCAUUUGUUGAUCUGCAAUGCAGUGCCAGGCUUCCCCAGCUCUCUCUCCCUCCCUCUAGCAUGGGCAUCCUCUGCAGUAUGUGCGGUAAUAUCCUCUUGGUGUGUUUCGUCUCCCACCGGGGUCUUUACAAUCUCAUACAAGCGCAUCUUGAGCAGCACCAUAGCGCCCCUCACAGAGCAGAAGAGACACUGCACGGUUUCCCAAGGGGACGCUACUGAGAAGCUGGCUCACCAAGUCCCGACCAAGACUGCUGCUGCUCAUUGCCGGCUUGAAGAGGCCUCAGGUCACCCUCAUGCGGAGGAAAAGGAUGAAACGCACGAAAGUAGCAAAGGCCACGUAAGCGAACCUGCAGUCGUAUGCCACAUUUCACUUGAGUCACUGAAACAGAGAGAAGCUCCGCCUGCUGCCAACAUGAACGCAGAUCAAGACACAGACAAACCAUCUUACCCAUCUCAACCAAACAUACGAACUAAAUGCCAUAGCAAAAGUAGAAGAGCUUCAGAGUUUGUUGUGAAAAUGAGGGAUCUUCCACAAAGAUCCAGACCCCCCGACUAAAAUCUGGAGCCUCACACUGACAUUUGUUCAUCUUUCUCUCAAAUACACAUCUGUCAUGGUUCAGUACACCACACUGCGUGUGACAGUACAUUAUUGCUAUUGCUAUUGCUCUUUUAAGUGCCUUUGGUUGACAGUGCUUUCCUUUCCUGUGUUCUCUGGUUCUCAGGAUUUCAGGGAUUUUUAUUUUUCCUAAUGGUGUG